Sporothrix schenckii 1099-18 is the source of this 1902-nucleotide messenger RNA. Its product is annotated as D-lactate dehydrogenase (cytochrome). Bases 1 to 1902 code for a protein of 633 amino acids. Gene Ontology annotation, cellular component: mitochondrion. Gene Ontology annotation, biological process: lactate catabolic process. The transcript has a single exon. Gene Ontology annotation, molecular function: D-lactate dehydrogenase (NAD+) activity; FAD binding; D-lactate dehydrogenase (cytochrome) activity. Lineage: Eukaryota; Fungi; Ascomycota; Sordariomycetes; Ophiostomatales; Ophiostomataceae. The record is from RefSeq and is a predicted model, not a curated record.
AUGCUGCAGCACCGGCUCGGCCGCGGCGCUUCUCGCGCUCUGUCAGCGUCGACUGCUGCUGGUGCCCGGGAUCUGGCCCGGUGCGCCUCGCCGGCACCUUUAUUGCGACGCUCCUUUGCCUCGAAGCCGCCCAGCAACAACCCGCCACCGCCAUCCUCUUCCUCCUCCUCCACACCUCAGAACAGAAGGCCAGCCGCUGGCCCGCCCGGCGUCGAUGCCGACGGCCGCAGUUUCCGUGGCCAGAUGCUCGAGAGCAUCAGCUCGCGCAUGGCCCGCGAAAAGGCGGAGCGCGAGAAGAUUGCACAGCAGCGCCAGGACACGGCGUCGUCGCGCAACGCGGCCACCACCUUUAUGCUGCUCUUUGUCGGCGCCGCAUGCUACUACCUGGGCACCAAGACGCCCCAGGAGCCCUCACCCGACUCGACGCUGCCGCUGUCGGCCACCCGCGCGCCCCGCCACCGCACGAGCCGCGCCGAGCUCGAGGCCGCGUGGGCCGACUUUGUGGCCAUUGUGGGCGCCGACAACGUGAGCACGGCCGAGGCAGACAUUGCCACGCACUCGGCGUCGGACUGGUCGUCGCACAGCGCACCCGAGGGCACGCCGCACCCGUUCUGUGUUGUGUACCCGAGCAGCACCGAGGAGGUGUCGCGCGUCGUCAAGAUCUGCCACGCGCGCCGCAUCCCGGUGAUUGGGUUCGGCGGCGGCACGUCGCUCGAGGGCAACUUUGCGCCCACGCGCGGCGGCAUCGUCAUUGACUUUUCGCGCCACAUGGAUCGCAUCAUUACCGUGCACAAGGAGGAUCUGGACGCCGUCGUACAGCCGGGUCUGGGCUGGGAGGCGCUGAACGAGGUGCUCGCGGAGCAGGGCCUCCUCUUCCCGCCUGACCCGGGCCCGGGCGCCCAGAUUGGCGGCAUGAUCGGCACGGGCUGCAGCGGCACAAACGCGUACCGCUACGGCACCAUGCGCGACUGGGUGCUGUCGCUGACUGUCGUCCUCGCCGACGGCACCGUGAUCAAGACGCGCCAGCGGCCCCGCAAGAGCUCCGCCGGCUACGACUUGACACGCCUGCUGAUUGGCUCCGAAGGCACGCUGGGCCUGGUCACCGAGGCCACCCUGAAGCUGGCCGUCCGCCCCACGGAGACGUCCGUGGCCGUGGCGGCGUUCCCCGACCUGCGCGCGGCCGCGGCCUGUGCCGCGCGUGUUGUCGGUGAGGGCGUGCCCGUGGCCGCCAUUGAGGUGCUGGACGACGCGCAGAUGAAGUGCAUCAACACGGCCGGCUCGACGUUGCGCCGCUGGGCCGAGGCACCCACGCUCAUGUUCAAGUUUGCCGGCAGCACGGCGCGCGCCGUGCGCGAGCAGAUUGACGCCGUGCAGGCGGCGGCCAAGGCGGCCAACGCCGUGUCGUUUGAUUUCGCCAAGUCGGCCGACGAGCAGGCCGAGCUGUGGAGCGCGCGCAAGGAGGCGCUGUGGAGCGCCAUUGCCACGAAGCAGCCUGGCGAGCGCGUGUGGACGGGCGAUGUGGCCGUGCCCAUCAGCCGGCUGCCGGACGCCAUUGAGGAGGCCCAGGCCGACCUGCGGCGCGUGGGUCUGCGCGGCACGAUUGUGGGCCAUGUGGGCGACGGCAACUUCCACACAAUUGUCCUGUACGCCCCCGAGCAGCGCGCGACGGCCGAGGAGUUUGUGCACCGCAUGGUGAAGCGGGCGAUUGAGCUGGAGGGCACUGUGACGGGCGAGCACGGCGUGGGCCUGGUGAAGCGCGACUACCUGCCACACGAGGUGGGCGAGGAGACCGUGGCGGUGAUGCGCAAGAUGAAGGCGGCGCUGGACCCGCUGUGCCUGCUCAACUGCGACAAGGUUGUGCGCAUGCAGAAGCCCAAGGACGGCGAGAUUGCCGAGUGGUAA